CCUCCAUGAACAUAACCUAUUUCUUUUUUAUUAUUCGCAUUUACGCAUUUCACAUUUAUAUAAAAUACAAGAUACCAUAUUAUAAGCAAUUUGCCUUUCACAGAAAAGAAUAUAAAAAUUGCUAAAUCAUAACUAAAUUAAAUAUAUAUAUAUAAACUGACAUCCCCCAAAUUCAUAGAUAAUACAUUUUCGCGCCAAACUGUGUUCAUAUAAAUAGACUUCCCGGCUUUGGCGCCUUUAAUUGUAAGGUUUUAUUUGCUUGUACUGUUUGCGUGGAAAUUUUGUUUUAAAUAUGCCUGCCUACGAUAAAGAAAACAUUACCUCGACUAUUGUCUCGAAAACCGAAAAAAUUGUUUUAUCCGAAAACACGGCCAACAUAAUACAGAUCUCCUCCUCGGAUAAAUCUAUUAAAUCAAAAAAAUCAAUUCAGGACGGAGAAGGCUCAGAUUUUGAUCCAGAAUUGGAACCUUUACUUCGCGAUAAUCCCCGCAGAUUUGUCGUUUUUCCCAUAGAAUAUCCUGAUAUUUGGGCCAAAUACAAAGAAGCGGAAGCGUCUUUUUGGACUACUGAAGAAGUUGACCUAUCUAGAGAUUUAGAACACUGGAAUAAUCUCAGUAAUGAUGAAAGGCACUUUAUAUCUCACGUGUUGGCAUUUUUUGCAGCUUCAGAUGGUAUUGUGAAUGAAAACUUGGUAGAAAGAUUCAGCCAAGAAGUUCAAAUAACCGAAGCUCGAUGUUUUUAUGGUUUCCAAAUUGCAAUCGAAAAUAUUCAUUCAGAAAUGUACAGUAUGUUGAUAGAAACAUUAAUAAGUGAUCCGUCUGAGAAAGAAUUCUUGUUCAACGCUGUAGAAACCCUACCUUGUGUAAAAAAGAAGGCAGAUUGGGCUUUGAAAUGGAUCAAUUCAAAACAUGCAACUUUCGGUGAACGAAUAAUAGCUUUUGCAGCAGUUGAAGGUAUUUUCUUCUCUGGUAGUUUUGCUUCAAUAUUCUGGUUAAAAAAACGUGGUUUAAUGCCAGGUUUGACCUUCUCUAAUGAGUUAAUUUCAAGAGAUGAAGGUCUACAUUGCGAUUUUGCUUGUUUAUUGUUCACACAUUUAGUUCAAAAACCUUCAGAACAACGUAUAAUUGAUAUCAUUCGUGAUGCUGUAACCAUUGAACAAGAAUUCUUAUCUCAGGCUUUACCAGUAAGUUUAAUAGGUAUGAAUUGUGAUUUGAUGUGUCAGUAUAUUGAAUUUGUAGCAGAUAGAUUAUUAAACGAAAUAGGUUGUAAAAAAAUAUACAAUUCCACCAAUCCUUUUGAUUUUAUGAAUAUCAUAUCAACUGAUGGCAAAACUAAUUUCUUUGAAAAGAAAGUGGGCGAGUAUCAAAAAGAGGGUGUUAUAGAUUCCGGUGAUACAAAUUUCAAGAUAGAUGCAGAUUUUUAAUUUUCGAAUAUUUUUGUUAGAUUUUAUUUACUUAUAUUCUAUUUUAAAGUGUCUCGUUCUAAGAUGACAAGCUAAGUUUAAUACUUGUGUACUUAUAUUUAAUUUUUAUAUUGUAAAUAGUUUUCUAGAGCAAAUUUUUUGAAGAAUAAACAUGUGUAAAUUCAACUAAAGGUGAUUUAAAUAUACCUGUAUACAAAUUUUCAUUUAUAUUUUAGAUAUACUGCUACAAAAUUUAUCAAAUUUAAGUUUUUUUCAGUAAUACAUAUUUUUAAUUAAAGGGUAAGACACCGAAACAGGGAAAAACAGCUAUGUUUGUGUUUUCAUUUGAGAAUAUUUCCAACUCUUAAGGUUUAAUAAAAUUAUAGAAACUAUUAAAUUGUUGCUUUAAAACAUUAAAAUAAUAAUCUCUAAUUACCUAAGUACUAUUUUAGUUGUUUAUACCUCUAAAUUAAUUAAAUAUUUUGAUGAAUAAACAUACAGUGUUUUUUAAUGAUAUGCGAAUAUUUAAGGAUGUGAAUCUACAUGAAAAUUUAAUGAUAGUUUGCU
Psylliodes chrysocephalus is the source of this 1969-nucleotide messenger RNA. The record is from the annotation of a GenBank genome assembly. Lineage: Eukaryota; Metazoa; Arthropoda; Insecta; Coleoptera; Chrysomelidae.